This is a messenger RNA of Symphalangus syndactylus (siamang), 3000 nucleotides long. It is a transcript of the gene FAM114A2, whose product is annotated as family with sequence similarity 114 member A2. Lineage: Eukaryota; Metazoa; Chordata; Mammalia; Primates; Hylobatidae. The record is from RefSeq and is a predicted model, not a curated record.
GCCUCAGCGGCGGCUUAACCCGGAAGUUUUCUCCGACACACCGGCCCGCCUCUGCGCUGAAGGAGCACUUCCGGGGCAGUAGGAACGCGGAGUCGGCUGCGGUGACUGUGCUGAGGAUGGCGGCCGGAUAGGGACCCAGAACCCCAUUUGACAGAUGAGGAAACGGAGAGGCAGACAGGUGACCUGACUAACCCACAAUCGCUGCAGGACAGGAAGAAAGUCAACUCCGGAGCCCGUGCUCUUAGCUCUAAGCUGUACUGCUCGGUAAAUGGGCUGAUGUUCUAAUCAUGUCAGAUAAAGAUGAUAUUGAGACUCCACUGCUAACUGAAGCAGCCCCCAUCCUUGAAGAUGGAAACUGUGAGCCAGCCAAGAAUUCUGAGUCUGUUGACCAAGGUGCCAAACCAGAGAGUAAAUCAGAACCUGUAGUUUCCACUCGGAAAAGACCAGAGACCAAACCUUCCAGUGACCUUGAGACUUCAAAAGUUCUCCCUAUUCAGGAUAAUGUUUCCAAAGAUGUACCCCAGACCAGAUGGGGUUAUUGGGGGAGCUGGGGCAAGUCCAUACUCUCCUCAGCCUCGGCUACAGUAGCCACAGUAGGACAAGGUAUUUCAAAUGUCAUCGAGAAGGCAGAGACUUCCCUUGGAAUCCCUAGUCCCAGUGAAAUUUCAACUGAAGUCAAGUAUGUAGCAGGAGAGACAAAUGCCAAAGAGAAUGAAAACUCCUCCCCAGUGGCUGGGGCAUUUGGUGUAUUCUCGACCAUCUCUACUGCUGUUCAGAGCACAGGAAAGAGUGUUAUAAGUGGGGGUUUGGAUGCCUUAGAAUUCAUUGGAAAAAAGACAAUGGAUGUGAUAGCAGAAGGGGAUCCUGGAUUUAAAAGAACCAAGGGUCUGAUGAACCGAAAUGCUACACUAUCUCAGGUUUUACGAGAGGCGAAGGAGAAAGAAGAGAUACGGACCUCCAAUGAGGUUACCAUGGAAACAGACAAGAAAACUCAUUAUGGGCUACUCUUUGAUGAAUUUCAAGGCCUUUCACAUCUAGAAGCUCUGGAGAUGCUUUCCCGAGAAAGUGAAAUAAAGGUGAAAUCUAUCCUUAAUUCUCUGAGUGGAGAAGAAUUAGAGACUCUAAAAGUUGAAUUAGAGCAACUCAAAGAAGCAUUUUCUCUAGCAGAAUUUUGUGAAGAAGAGGAAGAAGAGAAAAAAGGGGAUGAAGAUUUUACCAAGGACAUAACAGAGCUGUUUUCCCAGCUGCACGUUUCCUCCAAACCAGAGAAACUUGCCAGGGCAAGAAAUACCGCCCACGAAUGGAUCAGGAAGUCUCUGACCAAGCCAUUAGCAGAGAAUGAAGAAGGAGAAAAACAGUCAGAAGCAGAAAAUACUGAGCAAGUCAACAAAAAUUCAAUAGAGGAUAUCCAUUCGUUUGCAAUCCGGAGCCUAGCUGAACUGACUGCCUACUCAAUUGAACUAUUCCACAAAACAGCUGCAUUGGUUCUGCAUGGCAGGAAGCAGGAAGUGACAGCCAUAGAAAGGAGCCAGACUCUUUCCCAGAUGGCAAUUGUGUUGUGUAAAGAGUUGUCCUCUCUGUCUAAAGAGUUCACCACCUGCCUAACAACUGCUGGGGUCGAAGAAAUGGCAGACGUCAUUAACCCAUUAAUCACUGCAGUAUUUUUAGAGGCAUCAAACAGUGCCUCCUACAUCCAGGACGCCUUUCAGCUACUCUUACCUGUACUAGAGAUCUCUCUCAUUGAGAACAAGAUUGAAUCACACAGGCAUGAGCUGCAGGGCCAGAAGCCUUUGUUAGAACAUUGAAGAAUGGAGACGUUUUGACCUGGGACUUGUGACGGCCAAGGAAUGCCACCUUAUUCUGGCUACUCCUGCAGAAAUGAAGGAGUGGGGUUAUUUUAGUAUAUAAAAAUUCAGGCAGAAGAGAUGGUUUAAAGAGGAAGAUUGUUGCCUUCAGUGUUUGAUUGAAGUAUUCAGGUCCUCACAGUAUUCUUUCCAGUUGUUGUAAUUCAUAAAUUAUUUGAAAAGAAACUUUUGUAGAAAGUCCAAGAAUAAUAACUCUAGAUAAAGAUUAGUGGGACACUCAGGCAAAAAUGUUGGUCUUUCUUUGACAUGUUGCAAAAUGUUAUCAAUUUUGUCAUGGAUAUAAUUUGCAGCCCAUGGAUAUAACUGGUCGAUAAGCCAGAGAAAAAUAAUUUAGUGUUCUAAAAUUCAUGGCAUGUGUGGUUUAUUAAUGCCAUGUACUUUCUCCUUUCUGGAAUAAAAUCUAUGGCUUUAAGAAAACUGAGCAUAUGUAAACUCUGUGAUGAUUACCCUUUAUCACAUGAAUUCUUGGAAAUAGAAAGUUUCAUAUGCUUUUUAAAAUUCUUAGUAGAUAUUUGGCAUUGAGGAGAAACUUGUAGACUAUUAUAGCCACAUGAAUUAACUAUAGCAAAGUGCCCUUUUUCUUCAAAUUGCUCCCCCUCCCCAGGAUGACACACUUCAUGUCAUAGCUGAACCCUACUCUACUGGAUUGAAGGCCAGUAAAUGCAAUUUAGAGAAGCAGUUUUAUGUUUGCAGAUAUUCUGAGUCUCUUCAGGAUGUGUUUCGUGUCUACCGUAUUUGCAGGAUAAAUUCUUUAACAGCAAACUCCAAAGGAAUGUUGAAGCUGUUUUAGCAAUGAGGUUUUUUUUGUUUGAGUGUUGAAGUGGGCCAUAGUCCUUUAGAAAUGAUGUUCAUUUGUGAUAGGAUUUAACUUCUAAGGCAAAGUUUAUUUUUUCCUCAUUCCUUUUUGUUUGUUUUAAUGUAUUCUUUAGCAUGUUUUUGAUAUAACUUUUAUCCUCCAGAUCUUAAGCUUUCUUUUUCUCUCUUCAGCAAUUUAAGAGACUAUUAAGCUGUCUUCUUCCUAAAAGCUAUUUUGGUAUCCAUUCUCCAACUUUGUGGUUUUUAACAAUUAAGAUAAUUUGUUAGCUCUGCCCUUCAUCUUCUAAAACCUUUGUAAUAAAAUGUAUUAAUCAUGUUA